Orbilia oligospora ATCC 24927 is the source of this 1209-nucleotide messenger RNA. RefSeq lists its product as uncharacterized. The record is from RefSeq and is a predicted model, not a curated record. The coding region runs from base 1 to 1209 and encodes 402 amino acids. Gene Ontology annotation, molecular function: protein binding. Gene Ontology annotation, cellular component: mitochondrial matrix. Lineage: Eukaryota; Fungi; Ascomycota; Orbiliomycetes; Orbiliales; Orbiliaceae. The transcript is spliced from 2 exons.
AUGUCGCGCCGAAGCACAUUCCAAAGACUCGGCUAUAUCUGCCAGUCAUGCUUUCAAAAGCGGUCAAUCUCGACCUCCAAAACUCUUCGUGAUGGUAUCCCUCACAGCCCGGAGUCGCAGAGGGUUCUGCUGCCGCCUGCGCCGCCCUCCGAACAUCGGGUCUUCAAGCUUUCUUCCUCAAGAAAGUUGAUCUCGAUCCAAGGCCGUGAUGCUGCGGAAUUUCUACACGGAAUAACCACGAAUAUUGUUCCGAACUCGAAGAAUGUAGAGGGACUGUAUUCUGCGUUUUUGACGGCACAGGGAAGGGUUCUCUAUGACGUCUUCAUAUACCCCACCAACCACUCCAGGCACGCUCUUCUCACGAAUGGUAGUGAUGACCCUGCUUUCUUGAUUGACGUUGGAGCAGAGCUGGCACCAGAACUCCUGAAGCAUAUACGACGGUAUAAACUUCGAUCGAAGUUUAUUAUCAAAGCCGUUGACGACUUUAACGUAUGGUCUGUUCCGAAUUCGUUCCGGUUGGGUGAAGACGAAGCCGUCGAUCAUCCAUCAAAUCUCAAGAUUGGAUGUGUGGACCCUAGAGCACCUGGUAUGGGACGUAGGGUUGUGCUUCCGACGGAUGUAUCGCCGUCUGAAGGACUUGUUACUGCGCCUGACGAUGAGAUUACGUAUAAGCUUAAGAGGUAUCUAUCGGGGGUACCGGAGACGCCGGGGGAGAUAGUGUCUGGGUCUGGAUUACCGCAGGAAUCGAAUAUUGAUUACAUGUCUGGGAUUAAUUUCCACAAGGGGUGUUACGUCGGGCAGGAGUUGACGAUACGGACUCGGCAUACUGGUGUGGUUAGGAAGAGGAUAUUGCCGGUUCAGUUGUAUACUUCUUCGGAGCCGUUGAAGAAUACGACACCAUUAUAUGAUCCGGUUUUUGGGGCUACUUUACCGGAGAUACCGACUGGUGGUAAUAUCGCACGAGUAAACAAGAAGGCGAGGUCUGCGGGGAAAUUCUUUGGGAAUGUGGGGAAUAUAGGAUUGGCAUUGUGUAGGUUGGAAAUUAUGACGGCUACGAGUUUGGGAGGUGAAGGGCAGAGUUUUGAUCCGGAGGUUGAUGAGUUUAAAGUAGAUCUUGGUGAGGGGGCAGGGGAUGGGGAAAUGGUGAAAGUUAGAGCUUUUGUGCCGGACUGGCAUACUACUGGGGCGGUUACAAAUGAGGUUUUGUAG